UGCUCGAUACUGUUAAUUUAGGCUAAACCUCGCUCUACUGAAUGGCACCGGAAGCUUUGCGAGAUACAUGAAAGCAAGAGAGUAUUAACGAUCAAACAGUGUUCACAAGGACAACCUGUAGUUUGAAGACUCCGGACUGUUUUCCUCGAGAGUAAUGCUUCACAAGAUAUUCCUGCUCCUGAUUCUGACUGCCGCGUCGGCCUGCUUCCCCCUCUUGUCCUGGCUCAGAGGAAGCUCAGAGGAUAAUGGAUUUGAUAACAAAUAUUAUUUUGAUUGCCAAAGCAAUUGCUACCGCGAACAUAUGAGGAUAAAUGAGCAAGAACAGUAUGAAAAAUGCCUGAAUAAGUGUACAAAAAACGCUAAGCAGUAA
Molecule: messenger RNA, 370 nt
Organism: Cylicocyclus nassatus
Lineage: Eukaryota; Metazoa; Nematoda; Chromadorea; Rhabditida; Strongylidae
Source: the annotation of a GenBank genome assembly